AAUUAUGAAGGACUGACAAAGUCACAUUUUUUGAGAUGGACUCAUAACUCCAACAUUAUUUUCUUAAGAGCACAAAAUACAGUGAGACCUGGGAAACCAGAAGACGUCAAUGCAACUGGAUCUCUGCUGCUGAGGAGUGUCAAUCUGCAAAGUUCAGGAACUUAUCUAGCAAACGUCCUGMAUGCUAACAGCACCGUGGCUACAACCUGGACUGGUCAGCUCUGUGUGAUGGAAAAGGUACCAAAACCUCGACUCAAUUAUAACUGCGGCACCAACGUCGUUAAGCUUAACUGUGAAGUCUCCAAGCCUGAGGGUUUGGUUUUCUCCUGGACGCAUGAUAAAAAGAUCUUACCAAGUGAAACAAGACAAACUGUCAGCRUAUCACUGAGCAACAUAAAGGACGACAACAACUUUUCCUGCAGCGUGGAAAACAAAGUGAGCAAGGAGAGCAGCGAGACCGUUCGGCCCACAUGCACAGCCCCAAUGCUUUGCUUUAAAUCCAAAACUGUUYUGGGAGUCCUGGCAGGAGGAGCAGGUCUGAUUUUAAUUUUGCUCGUCGUUACUGUCAUCUUGUGCCUCUCAUACAGACGAGCCAAAACUAACAUGCAGCUCAGUGACAGAGUGGAGUUCAAGAAGCUUUCUGUACACAAGCGGGAGGCGGAGCCCGUCACAGAGUAUGAGAACGUACACGGCGUGGAGAGUUGGCUGUCCCCGAGUCCACAGCCUUCACCAAGGGCCUGUUACCAGAAACUGGAUGUUGGGACUGACAGAAAGUCUCCACAGCUGUCCACAGCUGCCGAGGGGCAACGAGUGUCUCCGGUGCCAAAGCCGAGGACGAAGAAUGCCAAGACACAGAACAUCUGAGUGUUAAAUGCCUUCAGUCAGCACAGGAAAUGGAUGUGAGGAAAGCUAAUCGUGUGAUUACGUUCGUGGGGGAAUAAUAAUGUAUUAUUAUUAUUAUUAUGAAAUAAUGAAAUGAAAAUCAAGYAGAAAURCAYGYAUUGUGCAAAAAAGAAAGUGAUMAAAUUUUCUCGGAGAGACYGUGGGACUGUUUACAUCACAUGAUUUCAGUUGUAAUAUGUUGUGAAKACUUUUUUUAUUUUUAUUGAACUUGUUUAAUUUUCAUAACUUCUAGUUGAAUGUUUCCUCUGAAAGCUUACUUGUGAUGUAAAGCUGCCACCACCGUGUUUCACCGUAGCAUCGCUGGUGUGUUUGAUUUUCUGGGUUACAUAUUUUUACUCCUCACAGCAGCUGGAGCCAGGAGAUCUUUGUGAGAAACUAAAAUAUGUGGUCGGAUUAGUCGGGAGAACUCCUGCAUCAGAUCCAUGUAAAUAAAAAAUAAGAUACAUUUGAA
Poecilia reticulata (guppy) is the source of this 1354-nucleotide messenger RNA. RefSeq names its product T-cell surface antigen CD2-like. Gene Ontology annotation, cellular component: membrane; cell-cell junction. The record is from RefSeq and is a predicted model, not a curated record. Lineage: Eukaryota; Metazoa; Chordata; Actinopteri; Cyprinodontiformes; Poeciliidae.